UUUCUCGAAUCACAUGAUCACUUUACGCGAAUUCGUCGCUGUCUUCUCAAUCUCUACGCACACUUUUCCAUUCAUUCAAUUCUCCUUUUCUUGUUGUUAAUUUUUUUAUACCGUAAAUACUCCAAAUUUGAUUUUGUGUUACACAAUUAUUCUUUUUUCUCUUUCGUGAUUGUAUUGCAUUAGAUACUUUGUUUUCUUUCUCGCUUUUUUAAUCUGCGGUUUUCGUUAUCCUUUCGGGGUUUUCGAUGAUGUUUCUUUUGGGAUAGGGGAUAUGGGUGCCGACGGUGAUUCCAGCGAGCACCGGGUUCAUGGCGACGGUGAAGAAGGGGGAGGUAGUGUUACAGUUAAUAUUCGAUGUUCUAAUGGUUCGAAAUUUUCGGUGAGGACGAGUCUUGAUUCCUCGGUUGGGACAUUUAAAUCAAUUCUUGCUCAGAAUUGUGACAUUCCAGCUGAUCAGCAGCGCUUGAUCUACAAGGGUCGCAUCUUAAAGGACGAUCAAACCUUAGUCAGUUAUGGUUUACAGGCAGAUCACACUAUUCACAUGGUUCGAGGUUUUGCCCAAGCUUCAGCACCACCUUCUGCACCUGCUUCCAAUGUUAAUAUUAGAAGUUCUGACACUGCUCCUGGCGUUACAAGAGGUGUUGGUUCUACUGAGAGUGGUGCUUUUGGAAAUGCUGGCCUUGGUGCAUCAUUAUUUCCUGGACUGGGUUUUAAUCCUCUUGGCGGGGGUGGAGCUGGACUUCCGGAGUUCGAGCAAGUGCAACAACAGUUGACUCAAAACCCGAACAUGAUAAGGGAAAUAAUGAACAUGCCUGCAAUUCAGAACUUGAUGAAUAACCCUGACUUGAUGCGGACCUUAAUUACGAGCAAUCCUCAGAUGCGGGAUAUUAUUGACAGGAACCCAGAGCUUGCUCACAUUCUCAAUGACCCUGGUAUCCUUCGACAGACGUUAGAGGCUGCAAGGAAUCCUGAACUCAUGAGAGAGAUGAUGAGAAACACUGACCGAGCUAUGAGUAACAUUGAAUCUUCCCCCGAGGGAUUUAACAUGCUGAGGCGGAUGUAUGAAAAUGUUCAGGAGCCAUUUCUAAAUGCAACAACGAUGGCUGGAAAUGCUGGGAAUGAUUCGAGUGCAAACCCAUUUGCAGCUCUCUUGGCAAACCAAGGGGGUGCACCAGCGAGGAACGAGUCUAAUAAUUCUUCAACUACAGGAUCAGAAACAACAGGAAAUGCUGCUCCAAAUACAAAUCCACUUCCUAAUCCCUGGGGAGGAACUCAGACAACAACCACACGGCCUACUCCAGCUGGUGAUGCAAGGGCUCCUGGUAUCGGAGGAUUAGGAGGGGCUGGCCGUACAAAUGUGGAUCCUCUUGCUGGUGUUGUGCCAGACGCGGCUCAGAUGAAUCAGUUUCUGCAAAAUCCAGCUAUUUCACAGAUGAUGCAAAGCCUGCUCUCCAAUCCUCAGUAUAUGAACCAGAUCCUCAAUCUGAACCCACAGCUACGGAGCAUGGUUGAUAUGAAUCCUCAAUUAAGAGAAAUGAUGCAAAAUCCAGAGUUCGUUCGCCAAUUAACUAAUCCUGAGAUGAUUCAGCAAAUGCUAUCAAUUCAGCAGUCACUCCUCUCUACCUUAAAUCGACAGCCGUCAGCUCAAGACUCUGCUCAAUCAGGUGCUGCUGCUACAGGUGUUCCUAGCGCUGCUGGAUUGGAGAUGUUAAUGAACCUGUUUGGUGGGCUCGGUGCUGGCGGGUUGGCUGUUUCGAACAAUCCCAACGUGCCCCCAGAAGAACUAUACGCAACUCAACUUUCACAGCUCCAAGAGAUGGGCUUCUUCGACACCCAAGAGAACAUCAGAGCUCUACGCGCUACUUCCGGGAACGUUCAUGCUGCUGUCGAACGACUGCUGGGAAAUCUCGGGCAGUAAAUCGAUAAGAUCUUACCUCUUUUCUUUUGAAAUUUAAUUGGGAUUUGUCAUGUAGUAGUGAAAUUUUAGAUCUACAGUCACAAAACAGCAGCUGCACAUGCCACAGAAGAGACACACAGGUUACGUUUUGGAAUCUGAAUAAUUGAAAGUGCCCCAUGAGAUAGAAAUACAUAGACUUUGUGGAUAUUGUUAUGGAUCACUAUAUUAAAUUUGCCCCAUCCCUCCAAAAAAGACUUGUAAAUACAUUUUAAACGUUUCAAAUUUCAUUGGAACUCGAUCGGCAGCAGUUUUUUUAGUUUC
Molecule: messenger RNA, 2218 nt
Organism: Cucurbita pepo subsp. pepo (vegetable marrow)
Lineage: Eukaryota; Viridiplantae; Streptophyta; Magnoliopsida; Cucurbitales; Cucurbitaceae
Product: ubiquitin domain-containing protein DSK2b
Biological process (GO): ubiquitin-dependent protein catabolic process
Cellular component (GO): cytosol
Molecular function (GO): polyubiquitin modification-dependent protein binding
Source: RefSeq, a predicted model, not a curated record